GAAUUCGAGAAGGAAAACUCGGGACUGACUGCUGCUCGACUUCUGUCUUGUUUAUCUUACCUCUCUUUUUAUCAACUCAUUCAGAUAUAAGCAAAUAUGGGUGCUCCGGAACCGCAUGGAUAUAUGGGAUGGUGGGGACACAUGGGUGGCCCUAAGCAAAGAGGAAUCGUCACCUACGCCGUCUCCUCGUACGCCCAGAAGCCCUUCGCCGGCGCUCUCUACAACGCCUUCUUCAACACCUUCCGCCGUGUUUCCUCGCAGGCUCUCUACGUCGUUCUUCCCGUCUCUGGCCUCGUCUACGUCGUCAACAAGGCUCAGGCUAGAAACGAGUUCCUUUACAGCAAGGCCGGCCGCGAGGAGUUGGAGGCUAUGAUGUAAAUAGCUCAAACACUGUCUAUCAAUCUAUAGCGAAUAGUGUUUAGUUGUAUACUCAUAUCAAUUAUCAAUUACAGUCAUCUAUUUGAUCAUAUCAUAUCCUCAUGCUUAUAUACGUGAUUAUAUU
Molecule: messenger RNA, 502 nt
Organism: Myxozyma melibiosi
Lineage: Eukaryota; Fungi; Ascomycota; Lipomycetes; Lipomycetales; Lipomycetaceae
Product: ubiquinol cytochrome C reductase subunit 8
Exons: 5
Coding region: 97-378 (93 amino acids)
Biological process (GO): mitochondrial electron transport, ubiquinol to cytochrome c
Source: RefSeq, a predicted model, not a curated record